UACCUCCCCCUUCGGCCAGAGCAGAGGGGAAAGGGGGUAGGGGCGCGCGCCGCGGCUCGGUCGUCUCCGCCCCCUUCCUAGCAGCCAAUCGUAGGCGAGGCGCCGGGCGCGCGCACGCUCCCCUAAGUUUAACGGUCGCGAGAGGCCGCUCGCCCGACCCUGAAUUGGAACGGCGGCCAGACUCUUGGGAACUUAGGAUAUUUCACAGUCUGAAUGGUAGCAACUGAAAAUGCUUGUAGACGACGAAGCCUCUGAAGAUGACUCGGACUCAGUUUCUUCAAACGGUGAAAGAACCCGCACUUUCCAUUAAGGGAGCGUAACCGUUUCUGUGCGCUAUGGAGGACUUUGACUUGGUGGAACCCUUACAGAAAACUCCAUCUUCUGUAGAAUUUGAUAUAAAAAACUCUCCCUACUCUCUUGGACUGAACUUAAAUACUAAUAGAAGUAGUCCCCACCUUAGUACAAAUGGGGUGUCCUCUUUCUCAGGGAAGACCAGACCGUCUGCGAUUCAAGGCAGCGCUGAGGUCCCGGCCCCUUGGAUGCCCGAGCUCCAGCGCAGCGGGCACACCGACCCGGGCCCGUGGGAAAACUGCUGCGAGGCCAGGUGGUUACAGCUCUUCAGUUUGGUGGAAAAACAGUGCCGAGAACAGAUAGCUGCCCAGCAGGAGCAGUUCCACAGCCAAGUUCAACGGAUACGGGAGGAGAUAAGAAACUCAGUCAAGUCACAGAGCAGCGGCGCUCCGUGGGCUUCCUGCGACGGGAGGUCUUCGAAUAAACAGAUCCCUCCGGAGAGGCACAUGGGUUUCUUUUCUGAAAACAGCGACAGAAAUGACUCUGUUCUCAGUUACCCGAAGUCGAAAGAAGCUGAGAUGCAGCAGGACACACCCGCGUCGCAGCCGGACUGCAGCGUGGACAGCAGCUCGGUGAGCAGUGGCUAUGGGACCUUCUGUGUCUCGGAAUUAAACGCCCGCCGAUCGAAGGGCCCCCCGGAGUUCAUGGAGCCCGGGGCGGCCUCCGCCGGGCAGUGCGGGGCGCCCGCCGUGCGGGCCUCCUCCCCCGUGGACAGUGCGAGGAGCCAGCGUUUCUACAUUCACGCCCCCGAAGAGUUUGCUGCCUCCCCAGAGGAAGAUGUCUCCAUUUUCCCUGGUGAAUUCGAACACGGCUUCCUUGGCGAAAGUAAGGUCUCAGAAGUGUACUGCGGAAAAACAAAUAGUAAAGCUGUCACGUCGUGGGCCCAGAAGCCGAAGAAGCAGAGCCACCUGAGGGGAGUGCAUGCGGAGGAGGGACGUCCCACGGCCUCGCAGGGGAGCGAGCAGGCCCAGCCGGCGCCCGCGGAGAAAUCGGAGCUCGCUGUCACCUCACCGCCCCGUGCUUUCUACCUCCGCGAGCCGGACGGGAGCCCGGGCUCUUGGCUGUCGGAGGCAGGACCAGGCCUGACCCCCUGGGGGCUGCAGGAGAAGGACCUGCCCCGCCCCGUGCCUGUGGCUGCAGACCCGCCCGUGGCCCCACCGUCCUCUGGAGUGUCAGCGAGCCAGUUUGACACUGGUCGUGAGAUGAAGCUGCCGUCACUGAAGGACAUUUACCAUAAGAAGCAAAGGGAGGACAAGCAGUUGCCCGAGAGGGAUCUCGCUUCUGCCUCCUGCCCAGACCGGCCGCCCGAGGUCCUGACUCUGGAUCCGACGUUGCACCUGCAGCCGCACCAGCAGGGGUCAGGGGUCCAGCCGCCCGGCUUUCUGAAUGCAGUCGAUGACAGGCUGUCCUUCUCGCCGGACUCUGUCCUGGAACCCAUGUCUGGUCCCUCGGACAUAGAUUCCCUUUCCCAAGCAAGUAAUGUCCCUUCUCAGCUGUCGGGCUUCCCAAAAUACCCGUCCCGUGCCAAAGCGUCACCGGUGGACUCGUGGAAGAAUCACGCAUUCCCAAACGAAAGCAGGACCAGCUCCACGUUCCCCUCAGUUUAUACCGUCACUAGUAACGACACCUCGGUCAACACCGUGGAGGAAGAAAACACUGUCAUGGUAACUGCAGCCUCAGUCAGUCAGUCCCAGCUUCCAGGUACAGCCAACAGUGUCCCAGAAUGCAUUUCAUUGGCUUCCCUGGAAGAUCCUGUGAUGUUGUCUAACAUCAGGCAGAACCUGAAGGAAAAGCACGCCCGACACAUAGCGGACCUCCGGGCUUACUACGAGUCAGAAGUGCACAGCCUGACACAGAGAUUGGAGGCGAAAGAAAUGGCUGCGGUUGAAGACUGGAGGAAAACGAAUCAAAUUCUCGUAGACAGGUGCAGCCAGUUGGACAGUGCUCUGAAGGAAGCCACGAGCCGGGUGCGGACACUGGAGAGCACGAACAACUUACUGGAGAGAGAAGUGAGUGAUUUCAGAGAGCGCCUCAGUGCAGCCGGCAGUGCCUCCAAAGUUCUGCAGGAGCGGAUCGAGGAAAUGCGAACGAGCAGCAAAGAGAAGGACAGCACCAUCAGCCGCCUGAAAGCGCGGCUGCAGGACCUGGAGGAAGCCUUCGAGAAUGCCUACAAACUCUCCGACGACAAGGACGCCAGGCUGAAGCAGGAAAACAAAAUGUUUCAAGAUCUAUUAGGAGAGUACGAGUCCCUGGGAAGAGAACACGCCCGGGUGAAGGAUACACUAAAUAUAACGGAGAAUAAAUUGCUUGAUGCACAGACUCAGAUUUCUGAUUUGAAAAGAACGAUUUCAAAACUCGAAGCUCAGGUCAAGCAGGUGGAGCAUGAAAACAUGCUGAGUCUUCGCCAUCACCCUAGGACUCCCACGAGGCCCUCCCGUGCCAACACACUGGCCACCUCGGACGUCAGCAGGCGCAAGUGGCUGAUUCCAGGGGCGGAGUACUCCAUCUUCACAGGCCAGCCCCUGGACGUCCCGGACAGGACGGCGGCCAGCCAGCGGGAGGACACCUGCGCUCUGGGGUGCCCCUCGCCUCCGGAGAAGGGCCCUUCACCUGAGAGUUCGUCGGCAAACUUAUUUGUAAAGAAGCAGAGAGAGACUUCAGACACACCAAUCAUGAGAGCUUUGAGAGAACUCAGUGAAGAAAAAAUAUUUAAGAAUUGGGGCACACAGACAGAGAGAGAGGACAUGCCCCACAAACCAGUGAACCCGCAGCAGACGGAGGCGUCUGCCGGCGCCAGCCGGUCCCCCGAGAAGUGUGCCCCGCAGAGGCCGCGGCGAGCCGCCCCCGCCGCCCAGAGGUCGUCGUCGCUGCCGCCCUCCACUCGGAAGUCCAGCGCUCCCACCAAACGAGAGAUCAUGCUGGCCCCGGUGGCGGUGGCCUACAGCCCCAAGCGGUCCCCCAAGGAGAACCUGUCCCCGGGGUUCAGCCACCUCCUCAGCAAGGCCGAGAGCAGCCCGACCCGAUUUGAUGUGCUUUUGGAUGAUUUAGAUACUGUUCCUGAGCCCGCACCGCAGCGCAGCGGCCCGAGAAAACAGCUCCAGUUUCUCCCUCUAGAUGACGUGCAAGAAAAAAAACAUCCCGAAAAAGCCGCUGACAUCCUCGCCAACCUUAACUGUUCCCCGGAGCCGGGGCCCGGCGGCUCGCAGGCCGCCUCGGGGAGGGCCGCCUGCAGGAAGGGCGAGCCCGGCAGCUGUGCGGGCCGCGCCCCGGACUUUGAGUACACUGCAAAAAUCAGGACCCUGGCUGAAACAGAACGGUUUUUUGAUGAACUUACAAAAGAAAAAGACCAGAUCGAGGCGGCCCUGAGUCGCAUGCCUUCCGCGGGAGGACGGGUCACCUUGCAGACGAGGCUGAACCAGGAGGCCCUGGAGGACCGCCUGGAGAGGGUUAACCGAGAACUGGGGUCCGUCCGCAUGACGCUGAAGAAGUUCCACGUGCUGCGCACCUCCGCCAACCUCUGAGACGGCGCCUCGAACCCCGAGAUGCUCUGUUUGCACUAACACACAAUCAUGCACUAGGAGAAGGCAGGCUCUUUUGCACUGUCCGUAGGCCUUCAAGCCGUAGUUGUACAAUCAUGCUCUUCUUUACACUGCUGUUUUGUACUGCACACGGCCACACGUUUCCAAGAUACUUUUGUUAUGCUCAGGAACCUCUCGAAUAUUUUACUAUUUAAAAAGUGUUAUUUUUAAAUAGUAUACGUCUCCAGUUUAUAUCAAGAAUAAGGCAAUGUGAUCGGGGAGGCAGCUUGUUUGUAAACAAAUGGAGUCACCCUUCUACAAUCCACUUUGCACACCAAUUUUGUAACUCUGUUCCGCAUUGUGAAUAUGAUUCUUUUUAAAAAAAUAAAUGCUUCAGAACAGCUUCUGUAAUGGUAGACUAGUACAUGCUGAAUGAG
Molecule: messenger RNA, 4306 nt
Organism: Phyllostomus discolor (pale spear-nosed bat)
Lineage: Eukaryota; Metazoa; Chordata; Mammalia; Chiroptera; Phyllostomidae
Gene: MPHOSPH9
Product: M-phase phosphoprotein 9
Exons: 24
Coding region: 336-3872 (1178 amino acids)
Cellular component (GO): centriole
Source: RefSeq, a predicted model, not a curated record